Messenger RNA from Phycodurus eques (leafy seadragon), 6986 nucleotides. Its product is annotated as programmed cell death 1 ligand 1-like. The record is from RefSeq and is a predicted model, not a curated record. Gene Ontology annotation, cellular component: external side of plasma membrane. Lineage: Eukaryota; Metazoa; Chordata; Actinopteri; Syngnathiformes; Syngnathidae. Gene Ontology annotation, biological process: immune response; T cell costimulation; positive regulation of T cell proliferation. The transcript has a single exon. The coding region runs from base 8 to 910 and encodes 300 amino acids.
AUUAUAAAUGAAGUGGAUUAAUAUCCUUAUGUUGCCAGCCCUGUUCCAGCCAUGUCUUCAGGUCAUGUUAACCACCACUGCGGAGCAGACCUCUUAUCAGGCCGAGUCGGGAGGAAGUGUGUUAAUGGGCUGUAGAUUCUUCCCCUUGUCUCAGCAUCCCUACGAGGACUUGACGGUGUCUUGGCACUGGACCUCGCAGGCUCGGUCUCGAGAAGUGUACCAGAUGGAAAAAGGACAGGAGUUGAACGCUUCCCAGCAUUCGGACUUCCGAGGUCGCACCAGGCUGCUCAUCGAACAGAUUAAAGAUGGCUGGACGAAGUUGCAGGUAACCAGACUUCGUAUUAAUGACACGGGGAACUACCAAUGUAAAAUAGGAACAACGAAUGGAGCUGACUAUAAGGAUAUUAAGUUAUCAGUGACGGCACCGUUCAAAAGAGUGACCAAAAACAUUGUUAAAUCAGGAAAAGAGGGUGAGCUUGUGCUAACCUGUCAGUCUGAAGGAUACCCUAAAUCUAAGGUCACCUGGGAAGACAAUCACCGGCAAGAACUCAACGCCAGCACCACCGUUGUGGUGACGGAAGACGGGCUCUUCAGAGUCACCACUCAGAUACGGGUGGAAUCAUCGCAGAAAAAUAACUACACGUGUACCUUUAACAGUAGCGGCUCUUCUAGGUCUUUUUUCAUUCCAGAAGAUACACCACAACAGAAAGGGAAUCAACGCAAGGGGGCUGUAAUUAUUGCAGCAGUAGGCGCAUUUAUUAGACUUGCACUUAUUGGCUUAUUGAUAGUGCUAAUUCACCUACACAAAAAAGGCUUUGGAAAGAACAUUGAGCCAGACGGAGCUUCAAGGACAAGACGAAUAUUCAAGUUACCAGAGUCAACCUCGAACUCGAGGGCGGAGCAAGUGUAAAAAGGAAGUGAGAUUGGACCAAUUUAAAAGGAAGGACUGAUAGGAGAGAGCAACAGUCACACCCAAGAGCAAGCAUGACCGAACCCAAAACUGAGGAAAAGAUUGAAUGCGACACACUGGCUAAUCAAGGAGACAAGGAACCAGGAAGGAUGGAAGAGGGAAACCUUUACACUCCUAACCCGCAUUAUGACACGCCUAACCCGCAUUAUGAUACUCCUAAACCGCAUUAUGAUACGCCUAACCCGCAUUAUGAUACUCCUAAACCGCAUUAUGAUACUCCCCAGCCAGGAACUGUGAAGGACCCCUUGUUACAACAUCAAGAGGUAAGACAACCGGUUCAUACUUAUCGCAACUUGGGACAGGAGGUAGAACAAAAAGAAAAUACAUACGAGACACCGACCGUAAAAGAAUCGGAAGAAACCAGCUAUGAACAACCUGCCCGAGAUGAAGAAUGGGAUACAUUCAGGCAAGAGGAACUACCUCGGUAUAGCACACCACGAACAUUUUGGCUCAGAUAUAGGAGGAAGAUGAAAAGUAUUGGGAUCUUGGCAGGCGGCUGUAUCAUCAUGUAUGUCCUACUGAUGUUAAUGACGAACCUUAACACUCGGUAUGAACUCAAGCAAGACAACCUUUUGGAUUUGACUACUAUCCGACACGGAACAACAAAGAUAAUUAAUCAAACGUGUUGGAAAGUUCGCCAAGUAUCAUCAGUGGAAUACAGAAAACAGGAUAAUAGAUCCGAUUCAAGCGCGGGACAAGACAUAAUUGAUAACUGUAACAGAUCUCCCAGGAAUGGUUCAGGACCCUUGGAGAUACGGAGAGGAGGAACAGACCUAAGCGCAUGGCUGAGGAACUGCACCGAAUACCCAGCGUUGACCAAGAAGGUGUGUACCACGCAUAUAGUUCUACAGGCUCAAUGGACUAAUGAAAUCUCAAUUAUCACGUUAACUGUGCUGUGCUUAGAACAGAGUGAGGAAAGGGAGGUUAGGAAAAAUUGGCUCCAAAUAGGUCACGCGGAACCAAUGUGGUAUACCAACGAACAGUGCGCAGGUCUGCCUGACGGCUCAGGAGGAUACUGGAUACCAAAGGCGGCCAACAAGGACAUCGUUUCCAUGGCGGCACCCCUGAAUCAUACUUGCACCACGGUGCGCCCAAGCUGGGAACCAUGCUGGAGCUGUUUGACUUUCACCUGUGCAAACCAACCAUCGAUGGUAAACGACAGUCAAGUAUCCUCAACCACUGAACCAAAAAAGGUGACACCGAAGCCGGGUAGAUAUAGUUUGGGAAGGAAAGUAAUGGAAAAGCCUCCAAGGAAGCGACGCUCCACGGAAGAUAGAGUUGAAGAAUGUCAGCAGAAGUUGAUGCAAGGAAAGCCCCCUCUACACCCCCGUCUAUGGAAUACUGGUAAGAAAACCGACAGUUCCUACCAUUUCCAUGUAUUAACCUACAGGGGAAUGUAUCUACAGGAAGAUAAUUUUGCACCGGAAUUUGUAAGCCUGAUUAUCGGGUCUGUGGGUAAUCUACAAUACCAAGGAAUUGAAGUAUACUACGAACCCUGGCUGAAUAACUCCUUAACAUGGAUAAGACCAGUGCGUGCGUCCAGAUGGAUUGCUGAUAGGAAGGAAUCAUCAUAUAAGUUAGUACCGCGGAUGACGCGAUGGUAUUAUCAACGACUCCCUACCCCAACGGAUUUACUCUCAGUGCCCGACGGUGAUUUCCACAAACUGGAUCAGUGUGUAGCGCUGAGGGUAGUUGAGCAACUUCAUGGAAAAGAAUGGACAAAGGGCACCUCACCUAGAUGUCCUUUGGAAGAAGAGAUAGGAGCACUUUCUACCAAGUGGACUUAUAAUUGUACAAGCUUGAAAAAGAAUGACACGGUCAAAGGGAUUUUGCAAGCAUGGAAAGAAUACCACACGAGAGACGAGACUAAGACUUGGUGGGGUUUUAACCAGAAAGAGUUACAACAGUUCGUGAUUCCGUGCUUAAACAAGACGCAAAAUUAUUGGGUUAAGUAUCAGUAUUUGGCAACAGUAUACUCUAGGGAACAAGAUCUGUGGCCUGAUUAUUCGAGACUAAUGGGUGGAGGAGUUGAUCUUUAUGCUAACCCUAGACCCUGGGUAAUGACUUGUAAUAAACUAAAAAAUAAUUGUACUAUACAAUUAGCAAGACGACCGUGUGACGGUGUACCAAGAUUUAAGGAACACUGUAGGGAUAAAUAUCCAGAUAAAGAUUACGCCACUAUAGAGGGUGCGGUAUGGAUUAAGAGUAGUCAGAAUCAGUGGAUACGACAUGAGGCAAAAAACAGACAAUAUUGUACACGAUGGCAGGAAGAUUACGGUCUACUGAAAACAAUUAACCAAGGCAACGCCCAAGGCUAUAUUCCAUACAAACCUGACCCUGAAAUACAGAUUCUCGAGGGGCAUGCGUUCCGAAAGAGCUUAUGUGAAGGGAAGGAAAUAACAGGUUUCGAAUGGGUAGGCUUUAAUAGAAUUUAUAACAACGGGACGUGUUACGAACCCUAUGAACACUGGUUGUCAUGUGGCCGUGGCGAUAAACAACAUGAUUGUACAUGGUAUGAAAGAGUAGGAAAGGUUCUGGGGGAAAAUAUCAAAGAAGUCGGCAUAGCCCUAGUCACAACUGCGGUAGAGAUUGUGAGGGAAAGCUUAGAUAUAGGUUCUUGGCUAGUUGACCUAGCCAAGGACAUAGGAUGGUGGCUGCUAUUGGGACUUGCAAUAAUUACGGUGGCUGCAAUAACUGUAGCACUCCUCAAAAGAGGACAACAAGCAAAACCCAUGCCUAGGCAGUACAGAAAUAGGGAGACGCUUCCAAAAAGAAACGUCGUUGAAGAGGUCUACAUGCAGCUGCGCAAGAAGGGGGCGGAGCCAAAGCGGAAGUGUCUGACGGCCAAGGAUGAAGAAACCAAGGAGGGGGUGGAGCCUGUGUGUGUAUAAAAGCUGGCACACGGCGCCGUCCUCCUCAGUUCCAACUUCGUGGUGGAAGAGUGAGCAUCGAGCCAUGGCGUGUUCUUCAUCCAGCAAUGACACUUAUGAUAGACCAGGCGCUUUGCAGAAUGUGAGUAAUGAACUGCAAUAUUGGAUGAUUUUAGUAACAUGGAUGAUCUAUUGCUGUACUGGACAAUGGCAUUUUAACCAAGUGACUCGAAUCAUCAUUUGUGCCAUAGCCAUAGUUAAAGUUUUAGUUUUAAGAUUUGUGUAUUGUACCUAUACCUUAGGACUCGGCAUGUUCGUUGUAUAUAUGCAUGGCCGAAUAAUAAUAGAUUAUAAAACACCCAAAGGCGUAAUAGAGACAUUUUUGUUAACAGGCUGGAUAGUCUUGGACGUAACAUCAAUGAAAGCCUUUGAGAUCAUAUACGGAGCGGUGGUGUUGGAGGGUAUGCUGGCAAUAGCCCUAGCCUUAUAUGUAAUGAACCUAGUCAUUAGCCUUCAGAAGAAUAAAAGUAAGAAGAUAUGGAUUUGGCGAUUGGUUAAAUUAAUAAUAUGGGGAACCAUUUGGGGCAUUAUUUCCAUUCUUCUUUGGAUGCGGUUAAUUGAUCAAUUAGUUCUGAUUACCUGGUUCUUCACAUACUCAGCCUUCUUUACCCUCCCACCUCGAAACUCUGCUGCUCGGCCAGUGAUAUCCCCCUCACUGCGGCGCAGUUUGAGUAUACGCUCGCUCAGUAGAGAUCACACAAUAACACGACCUCCGGGUCAGGUGAUUUUUGUAAGGGACCAGGAUGAUGCCUAGGAUCCCCUUCAUGUGAUGAACUGUGUUGACUAUGUGUAUGUUUACAGAAAGUAAUUACCCCGCGGUGUGUCCUUUGUGGGAAUGACUCCCUUCGAUCCGCGUGGGUCGUGGGCAGUUCCUUCCUGGGACACUGCUGCUUCCCUUCACCGCUUAGUUCAAAGAGGGAAGUCUGGAUUGUACCUGAUGGAAUCUACCUAAAAAAGGUGGCGCGAGAACAAGGCUUCCUCACUGAUGACUGGCUGUGGCUGACCUUUGCUGAACUGGCGACUAAGGGUAUUAUGACACAUUCUGUUUUAGGUGAACCUUUGGUACCCCUUGUGAUUUUGACCGAGGACGGCCGUUAUUUGGGCAGAGUCUAUCCAUUGCUUCGUAUGGCUUGGCGCCUAGCUAGCGGGGGCUACCGUUUCACAUAUCAUAUGAAGGGUGGCUCCUGCAUAGCAGUUAGCCCCGAGACACGACCACCACCGGACCAGGGCUUAGCCACCACCACUGCCGCCGACCAUCGUUCGGACCGGGAGUCUAGGCCUGAGGCCCCCGAGCCCAGUGCCGCCCGACGAGCGCCAGCGGUCGGCAGCAUUACACCAACUGCACGUCCACCGUCUCCGGGGGAGGUCAUAAAUGUGGAUGAGGAGGAGGAGGAGGAAGAGGAGGAGGAAAGUGUAUAUGACAGCUGGACUCCUACCUCUCCUCCACCCACUACAUCGGUGGUUUCUGAAGCGACAUCUCCUUGUCCGACUACUCCCGGGACGCCUAGUGAUGUGCUGGAGAUGCUGAUGGAUGUGGUGGUGAACCCUGACUGUCUUGACCCAGAGCCAGCGGUGGCAAGUGGCGUUCAGGAGUGGACGGCUAUUGUCAACGCGUUCAGGGCUACCAUGCGUCAAGGACCCAGUUCAUAGUGGGGCUGGGUCUCAGCUCAAGGAGGGGGUGUCGGGUGGGCGCCAGGCUACAUACAUAAGCAAUGGUACAAAAAGGUUGUAAUUGGCAUAUGUGGCUGGGUUAAUGUGAUUGAGCUUAGCCCCAGUUUCAAUUCCUGGUCCAACCACCAGAGGUCGACAAACCAAAUUAGAUCGUAAGGAAAGAGUCGCCAGGUCAAGCAUAAGUCUUCUUACUUAUAUCAAUACUAUUAAAACCCCCUUGUCAUAAGUAAACAAACACAUACUGAGGUCAACUGCUUAUAUAAUCAAUUGCUUGAUUUUAUAUCCUUGAGAUAAUUUUAAUGAUUCUCUGUGAAGUUAUAAUUUAGAUGUUCUUUUGGAAAUCAGUGAUAAAAAGUACAUCAAGCCUAAUAAGGCUGUUAUAUAAUAUUUUGAUUUUUGUAUUUCUAAUGUACAAUGCUUUGGAACAGCUUUUAUGCAAAGAUUAUGACCUGUGCAAGGUUGUCUCUCUCAGGCAACGGAGCACACGAAUGCUCUACGAAGUAAGCAUGGACCUGUUGAAAUGCAUGAGAGAAUUGUAUUCACAUGAAUGUAUAAAUAUGAACUGAUAAACAUGUAUUGCAGAAUGCUUAAGAGAUUAAUGAGAAGUGAUGAAGUGUAUUGAUUGUGUUCAAGACAUAUGAAAUAUGCUUGUCAUUGAAUGGAUGUAUUAUGUGAGUAGUCAAUAGUAUUUACUGUGAACCUAUUUUGGGUGAGCAAAAAGGGGAAAUGGGUACUUUCCACUAGGAUCAUGUCAGGACACUGAAUGAGCAAAAGGGGGAAAUGGGUACUUUCCACUAGGAUCAUGUCAGGACACUGGAUGAGUAAUGGAGAGAUAGGUGCUUUCCACUUAGGUCAAGUCAGGACACUGAAUGAGUAAGGGAAAAAUAGGUACUUUCCACUCAAGUCAAAAAAAGUUAGGACGCUGAAGGCGGGAACAGAGGUUAUAAAAAUCCCUCACACGGACAAACGGGGCUCCUUACUCUCUCGAGAUAGGGAGACACACGUUCUUUUUUCCCCUCGCAAUGCUCAGGGACAAGCUGGCAGGAGGACUUCACUUUUAAAUCUCCUUCUCAUUUAAUUGGGUAAGACAAAACAGUGUACUAUAAUAAGGUAACUAAUAGAACCUCUAUUGACAUUGCGCGGAAUAAGGGAAAAAGGGCUAGUCAGCUGUUCAGGCGUUCUGAUGUCCAAAUUAUCUUAUUAUUAAUUGGCGUUACGGCUCCGUAGGACUUGAUCACUCCUUAAAAGCUCACUCAAAAAGGUAAAUACUUAUUUUGUGAUUUAUGACUUUUGAACAACUUCUAUUUCUUUCCAUUUUUAUUAUUCUUAUUAUUGUUCAUUAUAUAUCGCUAACCCAUACUGUCAUAUUAUCAAUCCAACCUUGUGUAAUCACUGAAAUAAAUACCUUGCUUUAA